GUUUAAUCUGUGCAAAAGGGAUUUUGUCAGUGUCACAGGAACGUGAUUUAUGCUUAUGAGGAAUAAUUUAAUUGAGAUAUUCAAGAAGUUUCAUAGAUUUCCAAGAAAAGUAUUACCUUCAUUAUCUACAGGUAAAUGUUUUGUGGGGAAAAAAUCUGUGUCACUUACUUAUAAUCAAGCUGUAGUUUCAAAUUGUAGGAAUUUUUCUAAGGCACGAAAGAAAAUGUCUGACUACACAUAUCCAAAUGAUACACCAAUUGUAUUUUUAAACUGUGAAAAGGCCUUUUCAGCCUUAACUGAGAAAGAAAAGCUGUAUGCUCAUUAUUUAUCAAGGGCUUCUUGGUAUGGAGGUCUUAUUGUUCUGUGUCAGACUUCAUUGGAGAGCCCCCUCAUAUAUGUUUUACUUCAUAAACUGUUCCGAUCACAGCCUUUAAAUGAGUUGAAGCAGAUAGCUUUGCAGAAAUGUGAUUUUUCAGAAGAUGAAUUUACGGCUCUUCUGAUAUAUGCUUGUGGAAUAUUUAGUAAUACUGGCAAUUACAAAGGUUUUGGUGAUUCUAAAUUCAUUCCAAAUCUGCCCAAGGAAAAAUUUACAAACCUAGUUAAAGUGAGCAAAGCUGCUAGUUUGUAUCCUCAACAAAUAGAAAGCUUGCUUGCUAGAUGUUGUGAGCCUAUGUACUCUUUAAAAGAUAAUGAAAAGCAGCUUGGUUUUCCCUAUGUUGGUACUACAACUUACUUGUCAAAAAAUUUUGCUGAAGAAGACAAGGAUAUAGUUAGAGAUUACUUAAAGAAACAGAAUAUUGAAGUCUUUAAUUCAAGAUUAUUCAAGACGUUAGAUGAAACUGGUAAAGUGUGUUAUGAAAUUAAAUUGGCAUCUAUAUUACAAACAGAUGAUGAAGAAGAAAAACAUCUUGUCAGUGCUCAUACUGUGAAUGGACAUAAAUUUAUGGUUACUCGAGGUGACUAUAGCAAAUUGUUAGAAUUUGUCAACAAGUAUUUGUUGUUAGCUAAGGAAUAUGCUGCAAAUGAAAAUGAAGUGAAAAUGUUAGAAAAAUACGUACAAAGUUUUCGAACAGGUUCACUUGAUGCUCAUAAAGAUGGCUCUCGUUUCUGGAUCAAGGAUAAGGGCCCAGUAGUUGAAAGUUACAUUGGUUUCAUUGAAACGUACAGAGAUCCAGCUGGAAUGAGAGCAGAAUUUGAAGGUUUUGUUGCAAUAGUUAAUAAAUCUAUGAGUGCCAAAUUUGCUGAUCUUGUAAAUAUGGCAGAAGAUUUACUUCCACUUUUACCAUGGCCAAAAGCAUAUGAAAAAGCUGAGUUUCUGAGGCCAGACUUUACAUCUUUAGAUGUGCUUACAUUUGCUGGAAGUGGUAUUCCAUCUGGAAUCUGCAUACCUAACUAUGAUGAAAUCAGACAAUGUGAAGGAUUCAAAAAUGUUUCCCUUGGAAAUGUAAUACAUACCCAGCAGAAACAUCCAUAUAAUUUCCUCAACAAAGCAGAUCAAGAAUAUGAAGACAAAUAUAUGGUGAAAGCAUUUGAAGUUUGUGUCGGCUUACAUGAACUUCUGGGGCAUGGCAGUGGAAUCUUAUUCAAAAAAGGAAAAGAUGGUACAUUUAAUUUUGACAUAAAGGAAGCUUUGCAUUUGGAAACAAACACUCCGAUUGAAAGUUGGUAUGAAGAAGGUGAGACCUAUGAUUCUGUGUUUUCUUCUCUUGGCUCUUCAUAUGAAGAAUGCAGAGCUGAAUGUGUUGCUUUGUACUUGUCUACAGUACCAGAAAUACUAAGAGUAUUUGGUCAUGAAGGAAAUGAAGCAGAUGAUGUCUUAUAUGUCAACUGGUUGGACAUGUGCCUUAAAGGUCUACUUAGUCUUCAAAUGUAUGAACCCAAAACUGAAUCUUGGUUACAGGCACAUUCGCAAGCCCGCUAUGUAAUACUACAAGUUCUUCUAGAAGGUGGAGGAGGUUUUGUAAAAGUAGAAAAGAUUAAAGGGGAGGAUGGAAAUCCUGAUCUGUUGCUCACAGUAGAUCGUAGUAAAAUUUUAAGUGUUGGUAAACCGUGCAUUGGAAAAUUUCUACAACGAUUGCAACUAUAUAAGGCAACAGCAGAUUUUACGUCAGCUAAAGCUAUGUAUGAUAAAUACUCAGCAGUAACAUCAGAGGAUAAAUAUCCAUUCUUGGAAUACAGGGAAAUUGUUCUAGCACGGAAGAAACCAAGAAAAAUGUUUGUUCAAGCAAAUACAUAUAUAGAAGAUGGUAAAGUCCAGUUAAGAAGCUAUGAUUUGUCACCUGAAAGCUUAAUACAAUCUUUUGUAGAUCGUUUUGAAAAUGCAGAAGAGAUUGAUAAUAUUUUGGAAGAACUGUGGGCAAAAGAUAAGCCUUAUUUUUCAUAAUUUGAAAUGUUAAAAUACUAUUGUAUGAUUUUUCAUACAGAAAUAAAUUUGUUCUACAAAAAUGGA
Molecule: messenger RNA, 2449 nt
Organism: Stegodyphus dumicola
Lineage: Eukaryota; Metazoa; Arthropoda; Arachnida; Araneae; Eresidae
Gene: DppIII
Product: dipeptidyl peptidase 3
Biological process (GO): proteolysis
Cellular component (GO): cytoplasm
Molecular function (GO): metalloexopeptidase activity; dipeptidyl-peptidase activity
Source: RefSeq, a predicted model, not a curated record